AUGGGCGAGGCUGCAGGCGGGCAAGCGGAGGAGCAAGCCGCCGCUCCAAGCUGGCCCCUGGUGCAUCAACUCGACGCUCGAAGCCUGCUCGCAGAGGAGUGGCCAGUUGCUGCAGGCCGGCACAUGGGGGACCACGGCGUCCAGUGCACUGUGGUUGGUCGCGCCAUCCGACGCAAACGUUGGCGGAACUGCGGCAUGCUGGCGGAGGUGGCCAACACAGACGUUACUCCUAAAAAAAGAAAAGGAGACGCACGAACUCGAUAUCUCUUCCCGUUCCCCAUUUUCUCUCCUGGUGCUGGCCAAGCGGCGGCGCCGCCGCCUCCCGUCUUCUCGUCGUUCUCGGAGGAUGAGGGCACGAAGGAUGUGGCUGUACCGUCGUGCCCUCCACCUGCGCCGGCUUAUCAACGGGACCUUGCGCGGCUCCCUCUUAUUUCAGCUCCGCCCGCGCCCGCGCCACCGUCGACGGCGCGGCUUCGGCGUCCCCGGUGGCUCCUGUCCGACGCCUACAGCGCUUCCUCGCGCGGAUGCAGCGGGCUCCUGGCCGGUAGAGGAGGAGUUGGAUGCAGAUUGUUCCUCGGCGUGGUCCUGCUCGCCGCCGACGAGGCCCUGCGAGGGGCGAGGAGACGGCUCCACUGCUCCGAGCUCCUCCGACGUACUGCUGCUGGUGCCAUGGAGGACAGGGGGAGAGGGCCAUAUACGCCUAUGGUUGUCCUUAGAAGCAUGAGGUCAUUGUUGAUUCUAAAUUUGAUUUGUACAUACCUGGGUCGAUGCUUUUGACGGCAGCGGCGAUACCGGCGAGGCAAUGUGGAAAGCUGGAUUGUUAAGAAGAAUCGACCAAGGACUUGAUAUAUAUUGGAUUAAGGGGAUUGUACAUGUACUAGCACAGAUGCCCGUGCGUUGCAAUAGGAGAUUUUUUGACGUGAAUUCAAAUUUAGUGAGAAUUGUUAAAGCUUGUUCAUUUCACCAACUUGCUUCGUGCGCACCUUCUUCAAGUCAAUUUUGACAAAGCGCUUGUUCUUCUGUCCAACUUUGACAAAUUCUAUAUGAAUAUGGAUAAAGGAAGGUAAUAAUUUAAAAAAAAUCUAGUGCAUUCCAUAUCUUA
This is a messenger RNA of Triticum aestivum (bread wheat), 1102 nucleotides long. RefSeq lists its product as uncharacterized. The transcript has 3 exons. NCBI's taxonomy places the organism in Eukaryota, Viridiplantae, Streptophyta, Magnoliopsida, Poales, Poaceae. The coding region runs from base 1 to 777 and encodes 258 amino acids. The record is from RefSeq and is a predicted model, not a curated record.